AUGUACCUUAUAUUGCUGUUCUCCGCUGUUCUAAUUCAUAUUGUUAUUUGUAAUGAGUUGAAUCACAGUAAUCAAGGCAGCGAGAUUAAACAGAGUGCUGCAGAAAACAGGAAUGUCAUGAUACCUCACAAUGCAUCGUACAUUGAAAAAGCAGAAAAUAUGAUUCGUAUGCCAACAAUAAAUCCAUUAGAAGACAAAAAGAAGAAGUUUUUAAAGAAAUCACCGAAAAGAACGAUACAGAAAAUAAUAAAAAAGAAGAAACAAAAGACUAAAAGAAUAUAUGUUAUUAAAUUACAAACUACUACAAAAACUGCACACACAUAUUAUGAUAAAGGCCAGGAUGAUUUGUCUGCCUGGAAAGAUGAUCAAACAACGUUGGCCUCAAAUCUAAGAAAGAAACCAAAAAAGUACAAAUUAAAGGGAGCCAGAAAUCCUACGCCAUUCCAGAAAUUGCAGAAGAAGAAAUUUUAUAAAAGAGAAAAGAGAGGGGCUGUUGAUAGAGAAGAUGUAUACAUAUUAAAAGAUUUUGAUGAACUAAAAUUUUUGAACACAAAUAAAGAUUUCAAUGUGGUUCAAACUCAUGUUAAGAAAUAUUGGUAG
Molecule: messenger RNA, 600 nt
Organism: Arctia plantaginis
Lineage: Eukaryota; Metazoa; Arthropoda; Insecta; Lepidoptera; Erebidae
Source: the annotation of a GenBank genome assembly